AUGUUGAGUACCGUUGCUAGAAAGAGAAUUCUCAACAGACGCAGUCCCGCUGUGCUGGUACAGGCUUUCAAAAGAACUAAUGUGUCUAGUGCCAGUUCGCUACAAAAUAAUUUGAUUGAAGAAUUGAAACAUAUUUCAUUAGGAUCUAAAACUCCAGGUAGAAUUAAUGUCAAAUCUGAUGAAGAGGUCCAUGCUAAUAAAUGGUCAACCCCAUACGAUGGUGUUUUCCGUCAAUCCCAUUCUAAAGAAGUCAUGCGACUAUGGUCUUUAUUAGAUGUCUGUCUUGAUUCAUCACAAUUUGAAAGAGCAGAAUCCAUUUUAACUACAUUACACCCUUUAUCAAUCGAGGAUAAUUUCUCCUUUGUUGAUGAUUUCAAUAAAUAUUUGAAUAAGUUUGCUCCAUUAGCUUCACCAACAGAGAUUGAAGCCGUUGUGGCAAAUUGGAGAUCUAGUGGGAAAUUACAAACAAAUGCUAGAACUGAUGCAAUCAUAAUAAAUGCUUUAAUGACCAAAAAUAAUCCUUAUGAAAAAUACUUAUUACCAUAUUUAUCUGGAAGAGCUGACUUUAGAAGUUUACUUAGAAAUGUUGAUGUAUUUGGUUUACAAAAUUUGAAACUUAUAGUGGAACAAAAUAAUUUAGAUAUAAAAUUCGUUCCAGCAGCUUAUAGAGAUUUGAUCACCAUUGAUAAUAAUGUCGAAGAUACCAAUGAAGUAACACACGAAACAAAUAUAUCAUCAUCAUCAUCACCAACAACAACUUCAACUACAACUACCACCACCUCUCCAUUAUUAGAACCACUAAUGGGAUCUGCAGAUUAUGAACCAGCAGUUUUAAACAAACAAAAUGCUGAAGAAUUAAAAUCAGUUGAUACUUUCGGUAUGAAAGUUAUUAGACAUACAUUGCUAUCGUUAGAACCAGAUUUAAAUUCUAAGCUAUUAGAAAAAUUUAAUGAAAAAUUAGAAGAAAAACUUGAAUUUUUCACAAAUGAUAGUGAAACCCAGGCAAAUUUUUUUGAAGUUUAUAAAAGUUUACCAUUGGAUAAAAGAGAUCUUUUUGAAGAAGCAUUAAAUGAAUUCAAUGUCGAAAGACAAACAGCAUUAGAAAAUAAAUCAAUUGAAGCAGCACAAGAAAAAUGGAAACAUGAAUAUGAAGAAAUUAAAAAAAGAGGUGAUUUAGGAAUGUCAAAAAGUUUGAAUGCAAGAUUAUGGGGUUGGUUUGAACAAAUGAUGCCAUUGGUUCGUGAUGAAAUUGAACGUUGUAAAAAUGUUGAUGAUAUUCAAAUUAAAACUUUAAAAAAUGAAGCUUUUGCACAACAUAGUGAAAGAAAGAAAUAUGCUCCAUAUUUAAGAUUAUUAGAUCCAAAGAAAGUCACUGUCAUUACUAUUUUAGAAAUGUUGAAAAAUAAUUCAACUGGUGGUAUUAGUGAAGGUAUGAGAACUGCAAGAGCUGUUUUAUCAGUUUCUAAAGCCUUGGAAUUAGAAUUUAGAUCAGAACAAAUUUUAAAUACAGAAAAAAAUUUCGUUAAAAAUUUUGAUAAUUCUAAAUUAUCAAAUCCAAAAAAUUUAAAAAAAUAUUCAAUGUCAUUAUCUAAUUUUAAAAAUGAUGUUAUUUCUGAUAUGAAAGUAUAUUGGCCACAAGAUAUUAAAGUUAAAAUUGGUUCAGUUUUAAUUUCAAUCUUAAUGCAUGUUGCUAAAGUUGAAGUUAGUGGUGUUGAUCCAUCAACAAAACAAUUAGUUAGAGGUGAAGCUCCAGCCUUUUAUCAUAGUUUCCAAUAUCAUAACGGUGCCAAGAUUGGUAUAUUAAAAAUUCAUAAAGUUUUAAGUUCUCAAUUAUCAGCUGAUAAAUUAGUUGGUGCUGUUCAACCACAAUCUUUACCAAUGUUAAUUCAACCACGUCCAUGGACCUCAUGGAAUAAUGGUGCAUAUUAUUAUUCACAAAAUCAAAUUAUUAGAUUAAGAGAUUCUCCAGAACAACUAGCAUAUAUUAAAGCAUCAUCAGAUAAAUUAGAUAAAGUUUAUGAUGGGUUAAAUGUUUUAGGUAAUACUGCAUGGACUGUUAAUGAACGCGUUUUUAAAGUUAUGAGUAAAAUUUGGAAUACAGGUGAUGAAUUCUUGGAUAUUCCAAAAGCUCAUGAAUCACUUGAAUUACCUGAAGUUCCACCAAGAAGUUCUGAUCCAAGUGUUUUAAAUGAAUGGAAAAUUAAAGUUAAAGCUUUACAAGAUAAAUAUGCAACUGAUAGAUCAACAAGAUGUGAUGCAAAUUAUAAAUUAGAAAUUGCAAGAGCUUUCCUUGGUGAAAAAUUUUAUUUCCCACAUAAUUUAGAUUUUAGAGGUCGUGCUUAUCCAAUCAGUCCAAAUUUUAAUCAUAUGGGUAGUGAUUUAUCAAGAGGUUUAUUAUUAUUCUGGAAAGGUAAAGAAAUUGGUGAAGAAGGUUUAAGAUGGUUAAAAAUUCAUUUAGCUAAUUUAUUCGGUAUUGAUAAAGCUCCAUUAAAUGAACGUGAAGCGUUUGUUAAUGAUAAUAUUGAAUUAGUUAAAAGAGCUGCAGAAGAUCCAAUGGCAAAUCAAGAAUGGUGGACAAAAGCUGAUAAACCAUGGCAAGCAUUAGCUACAAUUAUUGAUUUAGCAGAUGCUUUAAAAUUACCAGAUCCAACUAAACAUAUUUCUCAUCAACCAGUUCAUCAAGAUGGUACAUGUAAUGGGUUACAACAUUAUGCCGCAUUAGGUGGUGAUGUUGAAGGUGCUACUCAAGUUAAUUUAGCUCCAUCAGAUAAACCACAAGAUGUCUAUACACAUGUUGCGAAAUUAGUUCGUGCUAAAUUAGAAGAAGCUGCAGCAAAUGGUGAUGAAAAUGCUAGAAUGUUGAAAGAUAAUAUUAAAAGAAAAGUUGUUAAACAAACAGUUAUGACAAAUGUUUAUGGUGUUACACAAGUUGGUGCAACAAAUCAAAUUCAUAAACAAUUACAAAAUGUUUUCUCAGAAGAUCAAAGUUAUAAAUUAAGUGUUUAUUUAACAAAAGUCGUCUUUGCAAGUAUGAGAGAAUUAUUUGAAGGUGCUCAUUUAAUUCAAGAUUGGUUAGCAAUUUGUGCAAAAAUGAUUUCAAAAUCUGUUAGAAUUGAUAUUGAUUCAUAUGAAGAAAUGGGACCAAAGAAGAAACCAUCAUUUAUGGCUAGUGUUAUUUGGACAACACCAUUAGAUUUACCAAUUGUUCAACCAUAUCGUGCUAUAGUUAAAAAACAAAUUCAAACUAAUUUACAAACUGUUUUCAUUCAAGAUCCUUAUGAAUUACAUCAAGUUGAUGCAAGAAAACAAAUGGCUGCAUUCCCUCCAAAUUUCAUUCAUUCAUUAGAUGCUUCACAUAUGUUAUUAAGUGCAAGUUCAUGUAGUAAGAAAGGAUUAGAAUUUGCAGCAGUUCAUGAUUCAUAUUGGACACAUGCAUGUGAUGUUGGAGAAAUGAGUGAAAGUUUAAGAGAAACAUUCAUUGAAUUACAUCAAGUUGAUCUUAUUGCAAGAUUAAAAGAUGAAUUUGAUGAACGUUAUAAAGGAUUUUUACAAUUAAUUGAAAUUCCUUAUAAAAGUGAAGUUGGUAAAAAAAUUUUAGCAAUGAGAAAAGAAUUAACUUCACAAUUAGGUAGACCAGUUACAUUAGGUGAUGAAGUUUAUUUAGAAAGACAAAGACAAUUAUUAUUAAAUAGUGGUGAUGAAAAUAAAAUAGCUAAAGGUGAAUCUAUGGUUACAACAGUUAGUUUAUUAGAAAAUGAAGAUUUAAAAGAUUUAACAUCUGCCCAAGCUAUGAAAUCAAUGAAGAAUUCUUUAGCUGAAGAACUUGAAGAAAGUCUUGAAAAUACAAAUGAAUAUGAAGAAGAAGAAGAAUUAAAAAAACCAGUUAAAAAAUCAGCACAAAAAUUAAAAGUUUUCGCACCAUUAAGAUUACCAGAUAUCCCACCAAAAGGUGAUUUUGAUGUUAAUGAUUUAAGAAAUUCCAAAUAUUUCUUUUCAUGA
Molecule: messenger RNA, 3999 nt
Organism: Hansenula ciferrii
Lineage: Eukaryota; Fungi; Ascomycota; Saccharomycetes; Phaffomycetales; Wickerhamomycetaceae
Gene: RPO41
Product: DNA-directed RNA polymerase
Exons: 1
Coding region: 1-3999 (1332 amino acids)
Biological process (GO): mitochondrial transcription
Cellular component (GO): mitochondrial DNA-directed RNA polymerase complex
Molecular function (GO): mitochondrial promoter sequence-specific DNA binding; DNA-directed RNA polymerase activity
Source: RefSeq, a predicted model, not a curated record